AGCGCCUCUGCCACGGCCUUCGCCCUUUCCGCGCGGAUGCAUGGCCCCACGCCGCCGAACAGGCCGCGCGGCACGACGGAUGGCGGCAAGACGUGUGCUGUCUGCGAGAAGCCAUCGACCACGCGAUGCUCAAAGUGCAAGGAGGUGAUGUACUGCUCGGUUGAAUGCCAGAGGCUCGAUUGGAAGGCGGGCCACAAGCAGGUGUGCUGCAGCGGCACCAGCGCCAGCGCGCUGGCCGCAAAGUCGGCGGCCGCGGCGGCGCUUCCACCUCCGUGGGAGCCGUUCAAGCCCGACCCCGAGGUGGAGGCGCUGAUUGACGAGGGCGCGGCCGCGCCCGUGACGGGGAUGGCCAACGUGGGCAACACGUGCUUCCUCAACGUCGUCGUGCAGUGCCUCUUCCACGGCCCGCUCUGGCACUACAUGCAGCGCGGCCUGCCGCGGCACAAGCCGCCGGCGGAGCACGAGCAGGGUUGCGGCGAGCCGGACUGCGUGAUCUGCGAGCUCAACGAGCUGGUCAGGAUGUACGCCAACCCGGGCGCGCGCAAGUGGAUCGCGCCGCGCUCGGUCGUGCGGAAGACUUUGUCCGCGUGCGCCGGCAUCGGGGUGGACUUUGGUCGGAUGCACGACUCGCACGAGUUCGCCAUCGCGGGCAUCAUCAACCGGCUGCUCAACGCCAACCUGCGCGGUGCGCCCGAGGCGAGCGGCAGCGACGAGUACGACUGCCUCGAGUACGCGAGCGUGGUCACAUGCGAGAGCUGCGGCCACCAGACCGGGCGCAUGCAGCGAGACGCGAACGGGUUCACCCUUGCCCUCACCGGCCGCACGCCAGAGACGCCGGAGACGGGGCUGCGCGCGUGGGUGCGCGGCGCGGCGCAGCGGGUCGGGGAGAGGGUGGGUGUGGUCGAGGGGACGAGCGAGAGCGUCGAGGAGCUUCUCAAACUACAAGUGCGACGGAUGGACGAGAUGGACGGCAAGCGGAUCGUCAAGAGGAGCUCCCUCGUGGACGCGCCUCGCGUGCUUACCCUCGUCAUCAAGCGCUUCAGCGGCGGCCACUUCGGGAAGGCGGGACCCCGCGCCCUCUCUGCCCUCUCUGCCCUCUCGCCCUUUUUGCCCCUUUUCGCAGACGGCGCGCUCUGGCAGACAGAGCAGCGGCCGCCUGGGCGGCUGCUGCUCCGCCCCGCCGAGCCGUUGACAUUCGGAUGGAGGGAUCCCGCCCAGCACGCCGACCCAGACGCAGACGCGGACGCAGACGCAGGCGCCUCGGCAGCCUCCUCCUCCGCCGCUCUCGCCGCCUCCAGCUCAACCGACGCCGACGCGCCCGCGCCCCCGGCCUCGCCCCAGCCUUCCGCUUCGGAGGCGGCAGAGGAGGCGGGCAGCGGUGCGGUGAGCGGCGGAGAGGCCGCCGCCUCCUCCGACGAGAGGAAGGCGGACGGUCUCGCCGCGGCCGCUGCCGGCAUGAGCGCCGGCGGUGCGGGAGAGGGCGGUGCGGGCGAGGGUGCGGGCGGCGAUGAGGCAGGCAGCUCCGAGCCGGCGCUGUGCCACUCCACCUCACGGCAUCGAGACAGCUCCAAGUUUGAGGGCGACGAGUACUACAAGCUCUGCAUCCCCCUCCCGGGCGUGUCGACCCUCGUGCACGAGCAGCCCGCCUCGAUGAUCUCGGAGAAGCAGUAUACCUUCAAGUCGUCAGGCCACGACGUGGACGUCGAGUGGCCAUCGCCGGUCGACGAGACGCGCGCGCACGCCCGCUUCGUGCGGUCGCGCUCGGAGCUGCAGGUGUUCGCGCCGCUCGCUGCUGAGUGA
Molecule: messenger RNA, 1800 nt
Organism: Emiliania huxleyi CCMP1516
Lineage: Eukaryota; Haptophyta; Isochrysidales; Noelaerhabdaceae
Exons: 12
Coding region: 37-1800 (587 amino acids)
Biological process (GO): protein deubiquitination
Molecular function (GO): cysteine-type deubiquitinase activity
Source: RefSeq, a predicted model, not a curated record